AUGAACCCGAGACCCAGCAUUGCUCCUCUCCCAGGACGCUUGCGCAUGUAUGUCCCGCCCGUCAACUUUGGCGCCGUCGAGACGAAUUCCAUCUACAGAAGUGGUUACCCAACCAGCAAGAACUUCGACUUCAUCAACAGCCUCAACAUUAGAACCAUCCUCACCCUGGUUCCUGAGCCUCUGUCAGAAGAGUACAUCACCUUCAUGGAGGAAAAUCACAUUCGCCACUACCAGAUCCACAUUCCCGCCAACAAGGACGGCAAGAUCAACAUUACUCCCGAAACCAUGGCCACCGCUCUUGCUGUCGUCUUGAACCGCAACAACCACCCUCUUCUCAUCCACUGCAACCGUGGCAAGCAUCGUACCGGCUGUGUGACGGCCUGCUUCCGCAAGACACAAUACGUUCAAAACGAGCCAGCUAUCGCCGAAUAUCGCGACUAUUCCUACCCCAAGUGCCGCGACGACGACAUGCGUUUCAUCAACACUUUCGAUCCAAGCAUCGUGCUUCCCAUUGCACAAUCACAAGGCUGGCUGCCUACUCCUCCACCAGAGCCCAAUGAUGGUUUCUGGCAUUUGAAGCCGCAAACUAAGAUCCCUUCCUACGAGGACGUCGCUGCCAUCAAAUCAAACGAUGAGCCCCGCCUCGACUCAGGUCCUCGCAUUUCGGUUAGGUGA
Messenger RNA from Aureobasidium pullulans EXF-150, 675 nucleotides. RefSeq lists its product as uncharacterized. Gene Ontology annotation, cellular component: cytoplasm. The transcript has 3 exons. Bases 1 to 675 code for a protein of 224 amino acids. Gene Ontology annotation, molecular function: inositol diphosphate tetrakisphosphate diphosphatase activity; phosphatase activity. NCBI's taxonomy places the organism in Eukaryota, Fungi, Ascomycota, Dothideomycetes, Dothideales, Saccotheciaceae. The record is from RefSeq and is a predicted model, not a curated record. Gene Ontology annotation, biological process: protein dephosphorylation.